ACUUACUGGAUUAGAUUCACUCACUUUCGAGCAACGACGGUAUUUGUCAAAUUCUUAGUAACAUUUACUCAGUGUUAGAAAGCAAAAGCUUUUGCUGUAUGAAGAUAUUUUGAAUUUUUACCUGGCACCUCUGGAAACAUAAAAAAAGCAGUGAAUUGGCGAAGAAAUGAAUUCAACUGAAGAGGCUGAAGCAAAGUGUAUAGCAAUUUCUAUUGCUACCGACUUUGAUGAAAUCAACGAGGACUGUGACGAGAAAUCUAGACAAUACUUUGUAAUGCGAAACUUUAUCGCUGCUUAUGAAUCACUGCCAGAACUUUGGAACCCAUCGGACCCAAUGUAUACAAACAGAAAAGCCAGGAUCAAUGGUCUCGAAAAAUUAGCAAUUAUUUACCGUGACUGGAAACCAAGAGCCAAACAAGAAGAUGUAAAAAGAAAAAUCAACACAUUGCGCUCUAACUACUGGAAGUUGUGGAAAAAGGUAGAACAGUCGAAGCUAACGGCGCUAAACGAAAAUGAUGUAUAUCAACCUACUUCGUGGGUGUUUCAUGCGUUGAGGUUUCUCGGCGAUCUAGACCAACCAGUAGAAAAUACCAAAAUUUCAGCUGAGAAUACUCAGAUUUUGAAAGAAGCUCCAGAUGAGAUAGCUACUACCGAACAUAUUACGCCCGUGCGAAAAAGGAAGCAGUUUCGAAAAAGAAUUAUCAAAUCAGUAAACCCAUUGAAAACCAGUCAAUGGCAAAAAGAUUUACAUGAUAGUAGUUGGGACUUACCUACUGUAGCUAGAGUCUGGGGUGAGAAAUUGAUCGACCUUGAUCCCCAGCAACGACUUUUUGCAGAAAAAGCAAUAAAUGACAUUUUGUUCGAAGCCAAUAUGGGUUGUUUACAUAGGAACUCGGUAAAGAUAAAUGAAGACUCUUCUAGCGGAGAUCAUAAUUAUGAACAGAGAUCGAUACAUUUGGAGCAGUCGUCGACGCAGCAUUUUGUAGCAACGUCUGAUAUAGUGAACGACGAUUUUGGAAGUGAUUCGAAUGUACAGUGAUGAGUGACAUUACAUACCGAUUUUAUCUUUAAAUAUUCGAUUUUAUGUUCUUUUUUUUGACAAGGUAUAUUAACGAGCAAUGUCGUUUUGGUUUAAAGUCAAAGCUAACCCAUCCAGUACACACUUUAAACAGUAGUUGAGGUUUGCAUCAAGCGAAAAUGCAAAAUGUCUCAAAUUUCAUCAAUAUAGGUCAGAGUCGUCACAGUCUGCACCGAACAAGGACUGGGAUUACGUCAGUGGUCCCGAUCCGUUUUAAGAUCGUUCAAAUCGCGACCGUCCUGUAAUAAUGAUCAACUUUUGGCCACGUUUCAGAGUAAAAUAGAUUUAUAUUCUUACCUUGUCUCGUUUCAUUUGCUCCUUCCUUCAAUUUGUCAUGUCAGUAGUUUAGCUUCAAUUCAAUAAUGGUUAACUCUAAAAAAUUUAAUUUACAGGCUCCUAGAAGGAUCGCCAAUGUGCAAACCUGUUAAUCACUGUACAGUUAACCACAGAAUCACCUAAACAAACGGUUGCUGUGAUGCAGUAAUCAGUUUCAUCAAACAAACACCCGAUGUGAGCGAACCCGAUAAAAAGGGCUCUCCGCAUUUGGCCGACCCGAGCUCUCCGGCAUCAACUUAUUUCUGCUUCGGUUAUGGCUGAGCUACCGGCGUGCUCAUGCAUAGGUACCCCGUAAGAGCCCCUCGAAGCUCUUUUCGCUUUUGCUCUCUCGUUUACGCUCUUUCUGUACGGGCCGUCGCUACGAUGCGAAAAACUCGGUAAGGAAUAUCGUUGCCAAGAUAUGAAUUUUAUGUCGGGUCGGGCGUACCUAUACAUGCGCACACCGGCAGCUCAGUCAUAACCGAAGAGCAAAAAAAAGAUCGGCGAUAACGGCGUCGGCCAUGUGCGGUUUGACCUUAAGAAUCAGGUUCGAAACUGACUUAAUUUUUAGUUGAAUUACAUCAAAACUAGGUUCUAAGUCGGCUUCAAACAAACGGUUUACCUGCAGCUAGAAUGGAAACUGGGUUGGGUUUGAGAUUAAACGAAAACGACAUUAAUAUGCCAUUAAAAGUAUGUCCCAUAUUGUGUGGUUUUUCUUAUCAACAUGACAAAAAGUUAGCAGACAUAUAAAGUUUAUCUGAUUAAAUUAUUCAGCAAUAAAAGUCUAUGAAGAAUUUCAAA
Molecule: messenger RNA, 2194 nt
Organism: Malaya genurostris
Lineage: Eukaryota; Metazoa; Arthropoda; Insecta; Diptera; Culicidae
Exons: 2
Coding region: 167-1039 (290 amino acids)
Source: RefSeq, a predicted model, not a curated record